UGGGUUGCCUCUUCUGGAGAAGGUGUGGACUGGCUGAGGUCUGCGACCAUGAAGGUCAAAGUCAUCCCGGUACUUGAAGACAACUACAUGUACCUGAUCAUUGAGGAGCACACACGGGAGGCAGUGGCUGUGGAUGUGGCUGUGCCCAAGAGGCUGCUGGAGAUUGCAGGCCGCGAGGGGGUCUCUCUGACCACGGUGCUGACCACCCAUCAUCACUGGGACCACACACGUGGAAAUGCAGAGCUGGUGCACCUGCAGCCAGGACUGGCGGUCAUGGGAGCAGAUGAGCGCAUCUGUGCACUAACCCGCCGGCUGGCACAUGGGGAGGAACUUCAGUUUGGGGCCAUCCACGUGCGAUGCCUCUUGACGCCAGGCCACACCUCUGGCCACAUGUGCUACUUCCUGUGGGAGGAUGAAUGCCCGGACCCACCAGCCCUCUUCUCUGGGGAUACUCUGUCAGUGGCAGGCUGUGGCUGGCAUCUGGAGGACACUGCCCAGAAGAUGUACCAGAGCUUGACCAAGACCCUAGGCACCCUGCCACCCCAGACGAAGGUGUUCUGUGGUCAUGAGCAUACGCUGAGCAAUCUUGAGUUUGCGCAGAAGGUGGAGCCCUGCAACAACCAUGUGCGAGCCAAGCUGUCCUGGGCCCAGAAGAGGGAUGAUGAUGACAUACCUACCGUGCCUUCCACACUGGGCGAGGAACUCUUGUACAACCCUUUCCUGAGGGUGACAGAGGAUCCAGUUCGUGAGUUCACAGGCCAGGUGGCACCAGCCCAGGUCCUGGAGGUGCUCUGCAGGGAGUGAGCACGCUUCCAGCUCGCUCUGGAGCCACCACAGCUCCAGGUUCGGGCACUCCUGGCCUUGCAGUGGGGACUUCUGAGUACACCCCAGGAAAAAUGAGCCCUGGGUGGAGCCUGCUUGUCUCCAUACCCCUUCC
This is a messenger RNA of Alexandromys fortis (reed vole), 937 nucleotides long. It is a transcript of the gene Haghl, whose product is annotated as hydroxyacylglutathione hydrolase like. The record is from RefSeq and is a predicted model, not a curated record. Gene Ontology annotation, molecular function: hydroxyacylglutathione hydrolase activity. The coding region runs from base 49 to 804 and encodes 251 amino acids. NCBI's taxonomy places the organism in Eukaryota, Metazoa, Chordata, Mammalia, Rodentia, Cricetidae. The transcript is spliced from 8 exons.